UACGGUCCAUGACAAUAUUCGCCAUGUGGCCAACGGCGACACUCGUAUAGUGCGUACGAGCAAACAUAUGAAUAUACGAUAAGUAUUGGCUGUUGUUUGCGAAUAGUGCCGCGCAACUGACGCGUGUGAUUUAGUGAUAUUUUGUUUUUUUUAUUGCUAUUUAUAUUAUAGCAAAUGAAAUAAAAAUAUAGUGUUUAUUGGCUUUUUACGAAUAAGAUACCGAAUACAAAAUAGUCUGGGUACGAAAUGGACGAUAUGAAUGUUGUGCAAGCGCACAACUUACUCGGACAGAAAACACAAAUCCCAACGAGUAGAAAAGACAACGCGUUAACGAAGACACUCCGAUCAUGUUGUGUGAUACCACAGAGGUAUAUAUUAGGUGUGAUGGGACUUCUUGGUGUGUGCAAUGCAUACACGAUGCGAGUUUGUCUAAAUUUAGCAAUAACACAGAUGGUCAAUCACACCAAAAGUGCUGGAUCCCAUUUCGAUCCUGACGCAUGUCCUGACGACGAAGUUAUUGGUAACGCGACAGCGAUUUCACGACCGUAUGCCACAUUUGAAUGGGACGAAAAAACCCAAGGGCUUAUUCUGAGUGGUUUCUACUAUGGCUAUGCAGCAACCCAGGUUCCCGGUGGCUACUUGGCUGAACGAUUUGGUGGGAAAUGGACCCUAGGUGUUGGUCUGUUGAGCACAGCUUUAUUCACAUUCCUGACCCCCAUAGUUAUCAGAGCUGGUGGAGCAACGUGGCUCUUCAUACUUCGCGUUCUACAAGGAAUGGGAGAGGGUCCGACGAUGCCAGCUUUAAUGAUAAUGUUAGCGCGAUGGGUGCCUCCCCAUGAGCGCUCGUUCCAAGGAGCAUUGGUAUUCGGCGGUGCGCAAAUAGGCAAUAUAUUCGGCUCCUUCAUGUCCGGAAUAUUGCUUGCUGACGGUAGAGACUGGGCUUAUGUCUUCUACUUCUUCGGUGGAUUCGGCAUCUUUUGGUUUACGUUAUGGAGUCUACUAUGCUACAGCACACCGAACACCCAUCCGUACAUAUCAAAGAAGGAGUUAAAUUACCUAAAUAAGAACGUUACAACGGCCGAGAAUAAGACCGCAAAGGAUCCGGUUCCGUGGAAGGCGAUAUUGAGAUCCGCGCCGGUCUGGGCGUUAGUGUGGGCGGCUGUUGGUCAUGACUGGGGUUAUUACACAAUGGUGACAGAUUUGCCGAAAUAUUCUCACGACGUGCUCAAAUUCAACAUAGCGACUACUGGCACCUUGACAGCUUUACCGUACGUCGCCAUGUGGAUCAGCUCCUUCCUCUUCGGAUUCGUAUGUGACUUGUGCAUCAAGAAGGGAUGGCAUACAAUCAAAACUGGCAGAAUUAUUCAUACGACAAUAGCGGCCACUGGUCCUGCGAUUUGCAUAAUCUUAGCUUCGUACUCGGGAUGCGAUCGCACAGCUGCUAUGGUUUACUUUAUCUUAUCAAUGGCACUGAUGGGUGGUUUCUACAGCGGUAUGAAGGUAAAUGCAUUGGAUUUGGCGCCAAAUUAUGCUGGAACUCUGACGUCACUGGUAAACACGACAUCUACCUUUGCGGGUAUUGUGACACCGUAUCUAAUUGGAUUGUUGACACCUGACUCAACACUGGUGCAGUGGCGUGCAGCAUUUUGGGUAUGUUUCAUAGUACUGGUGGGCACAAACGUCGUUUACUGCAUAUGGGCAGACGGUCAACAGCAGUGGUGGGACGACGUCCGACAAUACGGCUACCCUGAGGGCUGGAAACACGGCACAUUGAUACGAGAAGAGAAUCCCGAACAACCGGAAUCUGUUAAAUUAACCGCCAGAAAUGGAUGACGACGUUGUUAUGUUUUGCUGAAUUUGAUCAAUAAUCCAAUAUUAUUCCCAUUUGAUUUGGCAUGUUGGAAACAAGAGUAUUAUCUUGUCCGACGUGCCAACUCAAUCACCGCUACUAUACUUAAUACAAAUCAAUUGAAUCUUUCUUAACCCUCCGAAUAUUUGACCAAUACGAAAUC
Molecule: messenger RNA, 2012 nt
Organism: Papilio xuthus (Asian swallowtail)
Lineage: Eukaryota; Metazoa; Arthropoda; Insecta; Lepidoptera; Papilionidae
Source: RefSeq, a predicted model, not a curated record